GCCAUCUUCCUCUCAAUAGUCUCAAGCACAAUACCUUCAGAAAUCUAAAACAAUGGUUAAGUUUCUUUUCUUAAGCUUUCUUUUAGCAAAUACCCUUUUGAGUCUAACCAAUGCAACAAACCAACCUCAAAUCAUUUUCCAAUCUUUUUCAGCACCGUCUUCAAACCCUCCUUCUCAGAGUCCAUCUAGUGGCCAAAGACCACGCACAUCAGAACCCUCUAUUGGAAGGAAACUUGGUAUGCACCGACAUAACCAAAUCAGGUCCUCUGACACCAAAAGUCCUACCCCAUCUGAAGCACCACAAAGUGAAAAGAAGAUGCACUCUAUUUCUGAAGGGAGCAUUCCUAGUCAUCAGAGAACUUCUAUUGAACCACAUGAUGGAGAAGUUUUGGGUUCUCAUCAUGGCCAGGUCCAUUUGUCAAAGCAGCGCCACCACUCAUUUGACAAGUCCAGAGCUGGAGCAGGAGUUAUUCUUGUUGGGCUUGCUACCACAUUUUUGGUGUCAGUUUUCUGUUAUAUAAGAGCCACUAGAAGGAACAAGCUAGAAACAACAGCUUAGUGCUCAUGAACCUUUUGUUUUCUUUUUUUCUAUUGUCUCACUUUCUUGUGUUCAUACAUGCUUAGUGUAAAGGAAACUAGUGAAUAGAUUAUGAUUUCCAAGCUA
Messenger RNA from Glycine soja, 664 nucleotides. RefSeq lists its product as uncharacterized. The record is from RefSeq and is a predicted model, not a curated record. The transcript has a single exon. NCBI's taxonomy places the organism in Eukaryota, Viridiplantae, Streptophyta, Magnoliopsida, Fabales, Fabaceae. The coding region runs from base 53 to 559 and encodes 168 amino acids.